AUGUCGGUCGUCAGUCAGGUUGUAAGCAGCCUUACGGGCUCCCACCAUGAGUAUGACCUCGUCGUAGUUGGAAGUGGAUUUGCCGGUUCUAUGACCACAUUGAACUUUCUCGAAGAAUGCAAAAAGCUCGGGAAAAGGGGUAGAGUUGCAUUGAUCGAAGCGGGUAAAGAAGGAGAACGAUGUGGUGCAAGCAGAUGGACAAUGGCAUACCUGAGAUUGGACAAAGGUUUGGGCCAAGCGGCCAGAAGCAACGUGCCUUCAUGCGUGCUAACUGUUGCAGACAACAACUUUGACUCGGACUGGAAGCAUGAAAUGAAGGUUAGUUUCCGAUGUGACCAGCAAGGCUCUGAUACUAACAACAUCAGCGAGGGGUUGGCAGACCUGGAAUAUUGCGCCAAAAUGGAGAAAGAAGUCCCCGUGACUGCCCAGUAUCUGCUUGACCACGGGGUGAAACUCAACCAUCAUGACGAGAAGAAUGUGCUCCUGGAGUUCAAUACCAACCAACACUUCGUGUUCCCCGAGGGUGGUGGUCAUGCAAUUAUCAAUGCCCUCUUCGACCAUAUCCGCAAGUUUGAUGGUGUUACAAUAAUGUGGGAGACGCAAGCAGAACAGUUGCUGACCCACGAUGACGGGUCUGUUUGCGGCGUCAAAGUUCGAAAGGCUGAUGGACACAUGACAAAAGUCCACGGUAAGAAAGUCAUGUUGGCUUGCGGCGGGUUCGAGGGAAACCGUGAAAUGUUAGCCAAAUAUGUCGGACCGAGAACAGAACACCUCGAGCUUAUCGCACCGGGCCUCAAGUACAACACCGGCUUCGGUUUGAGGAUGGGGUUGGAAGUUGGUGCUGCUGUUGCAGGUUCCAUGAGCGGCAUGCAUUGCGAAUUGGUCGACACCCGAGCCAAAAAGCCCGAUGCUGUGAUCUGGGGCCACAAUUAUGGUAUCGUUGUGAACGAGAACUGCAAGCGUUUCUAUGACGAAGGCAAACGACACCUCUUUGCAACGUUCGAGAUGAUUGCCCUCGAGACCUGGAGAGACCACAACCAGAAAUCAUACUUCAUCACUGACAGCCCGAUCAUGGACCGCUUCCGCCCAGGCUGGGUCUAUGACACCACUGACCAAGAGCCUGAGAAAAGUGAUACCAUCGAAGGGUUGGCCGAAAAGCUCGGACUGGAUCCGAAAGAGCUGAAAAAGACAGUGGAUGAGUAUAACGCGGCCAUCAACGACAAGGAGUUCAACCUGAUGGCACUUGACGGCAAGAGGACACACGGUCUCAAUCCCGACAAGACCAACUGGGCCAACCCUAUCACCAAACCCCCUUACUACGGAUAUCCAAUGAAAGCACAACUUACCUUCACUUAUGGUGGGCUCAAGUGCGACCUUGACUCGAGGGUGCUUUCGACGACGGGGGUGCCAAUCCCAGGCCUGUACUGUGCCGGGGAAUUGAGCGGCUUGUUCUAUAACGAGUGUAAGUUCUUCAAUGCACCUUCAUCGCGGUCACCGAUCCAUCCGCCCGCAACGAGUGUUCUCCGCUCGCUCACUUUUGGCCGGAUUGCUGGCCGUGAUGCCGCUCAGGCUCUGUAG
Fonsecaea nubica is the source of this 1578-nucleotide messenger RNA. RefSeq lists its product as hypothetical. The record is from RefSeq and is a predicted model, not a curated record. The transcript has 20 exons. Bases 1 to 1578 code for a protein of 525 amino acids. Lineage: Eukaryota; Fungi; Ascomycota; Eurotiomycetes; Chaetothyriales; Herpotrichiellaceae.